UCCGAGGUGAGGAUUUACAGAUUCACUCCUGUGUACACCUGUGGCACGGCUGGAGUCCGCCUCUAUAUAGAUGGGCUUUUGAAUGUCCGUGACACACGUUAUUUCAUUUUCUCUUUGGACGUCCGUAUGGUUUGAAGUACAAACUUUCUGAAGUUCGCUUGACUGCAGGGAGGGAGAUGCAACAAAGGACAACAGACAAUGGACAGGUGUGCUGGAGUCAGAGCAGAUCCCUACCAGCUGCAACUCAUCCAUAAAUGAAGAUCUCUACAUAUACCCAUUCCUGCCACUUCCACUCUGCCAGAAUUACCGCUCUGUUUCUGGCUCCUGUCUCCUGUUCCACAUCUCACCACCUUGCUCUGGAUUUCACUCCCCACCAUUACAUUGGAUUCCCCUCAGGACCUGUUUCCCUGUCCUGCUCAGGCAACUCCAACCUCAUUCUACACUCCUGUUUUUUUUUGCACUCAUCUGAGCUACCCCAGUUCUGCACUUCAUAUUUCUCUGUGUUCAAUAAACACAUUCAUCCCGACUUCCUCUUCUGAGUCCGCUCUUGGGUUCCCCACCUUCGCUCCUCGUAACAGCAUCAUCUAUGUUAAUGUCUAAAGUGGAAGGACAGCUCUGUAUCAGCUAAUUUCAAUAUGUGCCAACCACACUGUUAGUUCCUGUUUCCACACACUGCUAGUCAGUUGAUUUACUGUACAAGUCCUUUCCACUUCACUCUACUGCAUGGAGAUGCAACAAUGGCAUUGAGAACAGCAGGAAGUGUGUUGAUGGUCUUUAUCUGGUCUGAGACAGUGGUACUGGGUCAGAAUGGCUGGAGGGUGACUUACAACCCUCAGAGUAUCUGUGCCUUGAAGAGGUCAACAGUGGAUCUGUCCUGCUCUUAUACAUAUCCCAGAGGUCAUACAGUCACAGGGACAUCAUGGUUCUAUAGAUGGUCUGUUGUGAAACCUCAGAAUGAUGAUCGUGUGGAGUACUAUGGGGACAAAGUGAAUGACUGCACCCUGAGAAUCACAGACCUGAGAGAGAGUGACUCAGCUGAGUACUGUUUUACAUUCAGGACUCAGAUCAUACAAGGUUAUGUCUUUCAAAGUGUGAGAAGUGAGAGCUAUUCUGGCAGUCCUGGAGUCAGGCUGUCCGUCACAGGCCUGGAGGCAAAAUUUCUAACUAUAGUGACAGAGGGAGAGCCUGUGACACUGACCUGUAGCACCACCUGUACUCUGACUGACAACCCCAACCCCACCUACAUCUGGAAGAAGAACAGACAACGUCUCACAAACCCAAAGACCAAAAGUAACUACCUGUACCUAGACCCAGUCAGCAGUGAGGAUACAGGCAGAUACUCCUGUGCUGUAAACGGCCAUGAGAAUCUCCCCUCUGCUGAAGAGACUCUCACUGUCAGAUAUGGCCCAAAGAGAGUGUCAGUAUCAGUCAGUCCUUCUGGUAAAAUAGUGGAGGGCAGUUCAGUGACUCUGACCUGCAGCAGUGAUGCCAACCCACCUGUGGUCAAAUACACCUGGUACAAGAAGAACGUAACCUCACCAAAAGCAUCAGGACAGAGUUACAGCAUCACUAACAUCAGCUCUGAGGACAGUGGAGAAUACUACUGUGAGGCUGAGAAUACAAUUGGAGCCCAGAUAUCUACACCUCAAUUGAUCAUUGUAGCCGAGAAACAAGCUUCUGUGAAGAAUGCAUCUAUAGGAAUCAUAGUGGUUGUUCUGGUUCUCAUCCUCUGUCUCUCUGUCCUUAUGUGGUUCAGGAAGAAAGCCUCCAAAUCCACCUCCGACACAAGAGACAGAAGAGACACAGUAGACAAUGGACAGCAAGACUCUAGUCCCGUGUAUGACAACAUCUCAGGCAUGGCCAUAACCCAUACUGCAGCACCGACAGCGGACAACCAGGAUAACGUUCAAUACGCCAGCAUUCAACACAGAAACCAGGAAGUGCCUGAAUACUCCACUGCCCAACCGUCUCAACCCCAGAAACAGGAGGAGGAUGUCCAGUACGCUGCUGUGAAAUUUAACCACACCAGUGCUGUUGACAUUCCAGUAGAGACCACUGUGGUACAGUACACUGGAAACACCAGGUUUUAGUGUAGCUGGUGAGACAUACAAAAGUAAAGAGAAAUAAGCCAAUUGUUAUGGACGAAUUGUAGGGAUAUUUUCCAACUAUUCUUCUUGUAUAAUAUGUUUGCUCCAAAAAUGCAUUUCUUGUAGAACUUCACUGACGUUUUGGUAGUUAGAAAGAGGCCUCAUGAAGACAGGACGUCAGCUCUGCAUCCCAAUUUUAGUCCCUCAGUACUUCUAGUUGGUGUCAACCACAGACAUCACAUUAUUAUUAUUUCAGUCAGUAGGUCCCCUUCCACACCUGGUGAUAUUAAUUUGCUACAUCACUACACCCUAGUUACACCUCCACACCUGGUGACAUUAACCAGGGUGUAGUGCUGUAGUAAAUGAAUGUCACCAGGUGUUGAGAUGGAGGUGUAACCAGGGUGUAGUGCUGUAGUAAAUUAAUGUCACCAGGUGUGAAGGUGGAGGUGUAACCAGGAUGUAGUAAUGUAGUAAA
Molecule: messenger RNA, 2562 nt
Organism: Oncorhynchus mykiss (rainbow trout)
Lineage: Eukaryota; Metazoa; Chordata; Actinopteri; Salmoniformes; Salmonidae
Source: RefSeq, a predicted model, not a curated record